AGGAGGAGGGCGGGGAAAAGCACAGCCCGCUGCUGCGACGCCAUUUGCCACUGCCGAGCGUGGGCACGGGCGACUCUGAAGCACUGGUGACCAACCUCUGCCGAGCACGCUUCUUGGUCUCCCGCACAGCCUUCCUCCCGCGUGCUUCUCAGCGUUGCCCGUCGGAGUCACCGCUGUCCCUGCCGCCAUCCGGAGCACGGUCCCGUACCCCACCAGCUCGUCUUUGCCGCCAUGCCCAAGAAUAAAGGAAAAGGAGGUAAAAACAGACGUAGGGGAAAGAAUGAGAAUGAAUCUGAAAAACGAGAGCUGGUAUUCAAGGAAGAUGGUCAAGAAUAUGCUCAGGUAAUCAAAAUGUUGGGGAAUGGACGAUUAGAAGCAAUGUGUUUUGAUGGUGUGAAGAGGCUAUGCCACAUCAGAGGAAAACUGAGAAAAAAGGUUUGGAUAAAUACCUCAGACAUCAUAUUGGUGGGACUCCGAGACUACCAGGAUAACAAAGCGGAUGUCAUUUUAAAAUACAACGCAGAUGAAGCUAGAAGUCUCAAGGCGUAUGGCGAGCUUCCAGAACAUGCUAAAAUCAAUGAAACUGAUACAUUUGGUCCUGGAGAUGAUGAUGAAAUUCAGUUUGAUGACAUUGGGGAUGAUGAUGAAGACAUAGAUGAUAUCUAAAACGAACCCAACGUUUUACAUUCCAGUCUUUCUGCAGAUUGUCUUGCAAGUUUGGAAUCUGGCAUUAGAUCUGGAGAGAAAGUUUUUACUAUCUCGACUUUAAUUUUUUUUUGAGGCAGACUCAAUUUGAUACUAAGGUCUUUCAAAACUGCUAGUAUUGUAACUGAUAUGGUAAGCCCAUUUGGUUCAUUUGAUUUAAUGGUACUCUAGUAGACCAUGUAAGAAAAAAAAAAUAACGUUUACUGCCUUUCCUACUUUGAUCCCUUCCACUAAGUGAGUGAAUAAAACUGUUUGCCUUUUUCUCAAAUUACGAUUAAGCCCUACUUUUGCAUAACUGUUGUCUGUACAGUCUUUGUGUAUAUUCCAGUUGCCCAGAGAUUUUGAUACAAAUGGAGGCGGAAAUAUGUGUUUUUGUUUUGUUAUAUCUUGAGACAGAGUCUAACUUUGUAUCUGAGGCUAGCUUGGCAGUUCAGUGUACUCGUAGUGGACCUCCGACUGGCUAUGAUCCCACUUUCUUAGCCUCCUGAGUGCUGCGAUCAUAUGUAUGUACAACCACACAUGGCAGAAAUCUAUUUAAAGGCAAAAAUGAUAGGGUCUGCCUUAAGUAUGUAGCUAUUUUUAUACUAGUUUUGAUACCACGUAAGUUCUUUUCAUGAUUUUAUUUUGUAGUCAUCAGCUUACUGGGGUAGGAAAGGCAUUUGCCAAAUUGGUUUUGUUUUUUUUUUUUUUUGUUUUGUUUUGUUUUUUGUUUGUUUGUUUGUUUGUUUGGGCGACACUGAGACAGGGUUUCUCUGUGUGGCCCUGGGUAGAAGUCACUCUGUAGACCAGGAUGCCCUCGAACUCAGAGAUCUACCUGCCUCUGCCUCCUGAGCUCUGGGAUUAAAGGUAAACAGCAGCACCACCACCACCUUGCUCAAAAAUGUUUUUAGAAACUACUUUUAAUGCCAAUUUUGAAUUAAAGUCGGUAGUUACAGAAAUCGAACACUAGGUGGUGCUCAGUUGUCUUAACACAGGAAAUAAUUAUUCAGGUGGUCUCUUUUCUCAAGUAGUGUGAACAGGAAAUUUCCCAAACAAGGAAAAGCUUGUUUUCAUCAUGUGUGUAAAAUAUUUUUACCCAACGGAAAGAUUGUUUUGGAGUAUUUCUUUUGUCAGAAGUCUUAUUCACAUGAGCUACAAUUUUGAGUGCUUUAUAAAUACAUAAAAUAUAAGCAAAUAAAGAUUGAAGUGAAUAUUACAUAGCAAAAAUAUAAAUUAAUGCCUUGUCAGGCUCUUCCUAAACUGAGGGGCAAAUAAGGAAAUAACAAACUUAAGCCUGAUAUAAUGGCAUGACAGUAACCCUGCACUUACAAGGUCCAGGCAGGAGAGUUGGGAGUUCAAGGCCAGCCUGGGAUAUGGGUAGGUACAUGUUUUUAGGAACUGGUUUUUAAUGCCAAGUUUGAAUUAAGGUCUCAAAAUAACAAACUUAGUGAAAAGAUGCUUUCUUAUUUCUGACUUUACAUUAUGGACAAAUUCACUACAUAGACAGUAUGGAGAGGGUCCAGGGGGAAGCCCAUUUUCUUUCUACUGGGAAGUUAGGUUUGCUCAUGUUUAGGAGUUAUUUCAGUUAGACUUGAGCUAGUCAGAAUUCACUAGCCACACUGAAACCAUGCCAGUUUAAAACUAAGGUCCACCAGGCAGCUUGUGGGCCUUGUACUCUACUAGAAUCGAAAACUGUUCUUUUGCGAAAAGUAGUACACAAAGGAAUGCACCUUCCCUUGGUGUCUAAAAUAAGAUCUUCUCCAAUCCUUUGCUAACUAUGACUUGAUCUCCUAGGGUUGUACACUCUGCUUCAGAAUCCGGGGUCCCAUAAAAACACAGAAAAUGCAGUGAUGUGAUUUCUGUCUUUCUGAUUCUGUGAAGUUCCUUGGUGUUUAUCUAAGCAGAGCACAUCUGAGAACAAGGCUGAAACUAGCCCUGAGGCAUUUGCUGAACACUUGUCUUCCUCAGUAAUUAGACCUAUGUACCUUAAAAGUGUUUCACCAGCUGGAUAUCGCAUACACUGUGAUCCCUGCACAGGAUUUGUCAUUGAAUAGUAGCCAGGGAUAUAUAAGACUCUGUCUCAAAAAUAACCAAUGAAAGAACAAUUUUUGCUAAGUUUGCAGUGUAUAUGCAUGUGCAUUAUUUUAUGAGCAGUGUUUUAACUCUACAUAGGUGAUGCAAGCUCAGAAGUUGAUUUUCUACUUCCUAUAACAGGAUUUGAAGGGUUUUUUUUUUUUAAGAUUUAUUUAUUUUAUGAGUGUUCUAUCUGCAUUUACACCUGCCAGAAGAGGGAAUCAGUUCACAUUAUAGAUGGUUAUGAGCCACCAUGUGGUUGCUGGGAAUUGAACUCAUGACCUUUGGAAGAGCAGACAGUGCUCUUAACCACUGAGCCAUCUCUCCAGCCCCGAUUUGAAGGGUUUUUAGAAAUUACACAUGACCCCAUUUCCUAUACCUUUUGGUGGUUUUUUUUUUUGUUUGUUUGUUUGUUUGUUUGUUUUCUUUUUCUUUUUUUCUUGCCCUGAAUAGUAGCAGCAUUAUUGAGUGCUCUUGCAUCCUGGAAGAUAUGGAGUCAUAUUGAUUUUAAAUAGUUGAAUGCAGUAUGCAAAUGCUACCUGGAAGUUCUUUGACAUGUAUUUGGUGUGGAAAUUUUAUUGUUUCACUGAUUUGAUUUAACUUCAAAUAAGGAGUGGAAAUGGUCUUUAAGGAAAUUGUUUUCUUUACAACUCUAUAUAAGUUCCCAGGAAGAAAAAUGAAAUGUUUGAAAUCUACGACUAAUGGUUUUUCUUUUUUUUUGUUAUUGUUGUUCAUUUUGUGGAGGGGGGGAGAUGUUUCAUGUUUGUAUUUUUGAGACAGGAUCAUAUGUAUCCUGGGCUGGCUUUGAAACACCAACAGCUGAGACCAGCUUCAGACUUCUGACCCUCUGCCUUUACCUCCCAAAUGCUGGAGUUAAAAGUGUGUACAAGCACACCUAUGUAGAAUAAUACCUCUUCCUGCUACGAUGCUGGAACAAGUUAGUGCUAAGCAAUUCGACAGGCUCACGGUCUGAUCCCCAACACCAAUAAACAAACAGUCUGAUAGGAUUGUGUUUUUCAUGUCGUCUAUUCCAGUUAGAGCAUGAACAUGCUGUGUUGCUAAAGUGACUACGUAACCACACCAAGUGUCAGUGUAAAAAGACUUGCCAGGAUUUAGUCGUUUGCCUGUGGAGUCUUCUUUCUUAACCAUCUAACUUUGAGGGAGCCACUUUUAGGAGACUACAAAGUCUUCAUGAGAGGAGUUUUUAGAUUCUAUUGGAAGAUGGCCAUUGUUCUACUCAUCCCAUGUAUGGAAUUAUGGCUAUAAGUUGUCGCUUAAAAAUUUCUGUGACUUGUAAUGUUAUAUAAUCUCGAUUAUCUUAGUACACUUUAAAUUGCCAUGUUGAACAACAUCUUUAAUAGAUAGAAAUUGUCAGUGUUGACUGCAAAGUAACUGAAUAAUCAAAUAGGUAAACGCAUGUUUUAAAUAGCUAGACUUCUACUCAAUUUGUAUUCUGUACAGAUUUAAUGAUGUCCACUAUAAACUGUGGCUUUACAGGCAAAAUAUCAAAAUGAAGAGUUCUGUUUGUUAACCUGCCUUUCAAAAAGAUUAAAAGCAUUUAUAUCAGUG
Molecule: messenger RNA, 4326 nt
Organism: Meriones unguiculatus (Mongolian gerbil)
Lineage: Eukaryota; Metazoa; Chordata; Mammalia; Rodentia; Muridae
Gene: Eif1ax
Product: eukaryotic translation initiation factor 1A X-linked
Exons: 7
Coding region: 232-666 (144 amino acids)
Biological process (GO): translational initiation
Cellular component (GO): cytoplasm
Molecular function (GO): RNA binding; translation initiation factor activity
Source: RefSeq, a predicted model, not a curated record